AUGGACUUGGUCAGGCAAAUGGUCGGGAAAUACUUGAGCAACCCACGAAGCAUUAUAUUGACGUCGCUUACAGGUAUCAGAGCCGUGGUUCCCGCAAAUGUCGACAUCGCCACCCAAGAAAUUAUUCAAAUGGCGGAGGAUGCCGAUCCGCUUAGUCAACGUACACUUGGCGUAUUGACCAAGCCUAACCUGGUAGACAAAGGAGCUAAAGACAAGGUUAUGGAGCUUAUUACCAACACGAAGGGAAAAGGUCGAUUUAAAUUUGGAUAUACCAUCGUUUGUAACAGGAGCCAGAGCGAUCUUAGCAUCACAUUCGACGAGCGUAAUAUAAAAGAGGUUGCUUUUUUCAACCUUAACCCCUUAGGGCUCUAUUCUAAAGCAGAGGACAACUUGUUGAUUAACGUCACCCGACGGAAUUUCCAAGGCGUCUCCGUGGAUAUUCGAGGAAGGAUACGAAAGAUCGAGCAACAACUAGAGAUUAUCGGGCCGGUAAGGCAGACAGCGUACGAGCAGCGAAACCACCUUAUUAACGUGGCUUUGAGGUUCCUAUCCGGAGCUAUAAUCAAUCAUGGCCCAAACAGAAACAACGCCAAAGUCAGCCGAGGACGGGAUAGUGGAAUGGUGACCGACAAAUACACCCGGUCCAAAGGAUUCGAGAUCGGCACGACAAACCCAUCUCUCAUGCCUUCAUUGUUCGCCGGGCAGUCACGAGCAUGGGGCUUCCACGCACAGAACCUUAUAACGAUAGUGAUACACAAAAUCUAUCACUUCAACCAUAAGCAAGCCUCCUUGGUCGAGGUCGAGUGCCAUGGGAAUCUGAUCACGAUAAACCACUAUUUCGCCGAGAACGUGCGAAAGGCACGAGAAGCACGUCUUAAAGUCAAACUCGAAAUGCUCGCGACAUGGAAUACAGGUGAUGGACGCGCCGAACCGCUCUUACGUUUAAAUGACAUUUUGGGAGUAGUAUUGAGCAACGAUGAUCACACGAUCCAAGACUUGCACGACACGCUAAAGUCGUACUACAAGGUUGCUCGGAAGAGGUUCGUCGAUGCCAUUUGUUUGCAAGCGGUUGAUCACUUUCUCGUUAGUGGCAAAACCAGCCCUCUAUGGGGUUUCUCCCCCCAUUUCAUCGGCAAGAUGUCGGACGCGGAGCUCCAGCUGAUCGCUGGCGAUGAGGAUAAGACUGUUAGUAGAAGGAAUAUGCUCGAAACGGAACUCGGCAGCCUAAAGGCAGGGGAGAAAAUUCUGGAAACUUGA
Molecule: messenger RNA, 1257 nt
Organism: Truncatella angustata
Lineage: Eukaryota; Fungi; Ascomycota; Sordariomycetes; Amphisphaeriales; Sporocadaceae
Exons: 6
Coding region: 1-1257 (418 amino acids)
Cellular component (GO): cytoplasm; membrane; microtubule
Molecular function (GO): GTPase activity; microtubule binding
Source: RefSeq, a predicted model, not a curated record